This is a messenger RNA of Theobroma cacao (cacao), 802 nucleotides long. The record is from RefSeq and is a predicted model, not a curated record. Lineage: Eukaryota; Viridiplantae; Streptophyta; Magnoliopsida; Malvales; Malvaceae.
AUGAUUAUCUUUGCAAAAUCCAUUGGCAUUGUGGAUUUAAACUUGGCAGAGGUUAGAGCAGUGAAGGAAGCGAUGAUGAUAUUCGCGGUUUCAAGGUCGAAUGAUGGUCACAAACUUGUUAUUGAAAGUGAUUCGAGUAAUGUGGUAAAAUGGAUUUGGUCACCGCUUAGUGCGCCUUGGAGGAUGCUUGUGCUGUUUGAUUUCCUUGCUGCGCUUUGGUCAGAAAUCAUUGACUUUGAUGUAAAGCUUGCGCAUUUUGCAAACCAGGAGCAGCAUGCAAAGGAUGAGCAUAUUGCCCCCUUGCUUGAGCAGAUAUCAAAGUUGGAGGAAGCUCUUUACAACAUCCAAUUCGAACAGCACUGGAUAGAGGCUCAGACUGACCGACAGGCAAUAGUGAAUGAUAGCAUGGGUCGUCGAGCAAUUCACAAGGCAAUGCUUGAAUCAGCUGCACUUAUUGGGGCUAGCACCCUUCAAGUUUACCUUCUGAGACGAUUAUUCGAACGAAAACUUGGAACAUCCAGAGUCUAGCCAUGGGUGUUUAUUGAUUAUGUUACUCCAAGCUGGAAGUUCGUCUGAUCUGUGGUUUAACUAGCAGCAGUUGUGUACCAAAUUUGACCACGACUAUGACAGUGCCUGCCCUCCAUCUGAUUUAGGACCUUGCGUAGAGAAGGUUUACAGGGAGUAAUUCAAUGUUGUGGCAUCAGAAGCCAAGGUUGUUUUUUGGAAGGUGGCUCAUUUUUGUGGCACCAAAUUAUCUUAUUCAUUCUGAGUGGAACACAUCAGUAUUGAUUUUUUUCAGCAA